Messenger RNA from Dendrobium catenatum, 915 nucleotides. RefSeq names its product NDR1/HIN1-like protein 3. The record is from RefSeq and is a predicted model, not a curated record. Gene Ontology annotation, biological process: defense response to other organism. The transcript has a single exon. Lineage: Eukaryota; Viridiplantae; Streptophyta; Magnoliopsida; Asparagales; Orchidaceae. The coding region runs from base 54 to 752 and encodes 232 amino acids.
AAUCUCCCUUUUCACAAAAAAACUCCAAAGCUCUCUCUUUCUCUCCAUCUCAAAUGGCUUCCAACGCCAAAUCCUCCGGCGGGCUCAACGGCUCCUACUACGGCCCGGCGAUCCCACCCGCUCGAACCUACCGGAGCGUCGGCGGCCGCUCCUCCGACUGCUGCUGCAACCCCUGCAGCUGCCUCAUCUGCACUCUGCUCAAAUUCAUCUUCGCCGUCGUCAUCACUCUCGGCAUCAUCUUCCUCAUCAUAUGGCUGAUCUUCCGCCCCAACGAACUCAAAGUCUUCGUAGAAGACGCCAAUCUCACCACUUUCAAUCUCAACAACUCCUCCACUCUAAACUACAACCUCUCCCUCGCCAUCAGCAUCCGCAACCCCAAUCGCCGAAUCUCCAUCUACUACGACCAAAUCGAAGCCAUAGCGCUCUACGAUGGCAAUCGCUUCGGCUACGAUGGCUCGCUCCCGGUCUUCUUUCAGGGCCACAAGAACACCACCGUGAUUUCUCCGAGAUUUGCAGGGCAGGCGGUGUCUCUCGGAGCGGUGAACGGGACUUAUGCGAGAGAGAAGGGAGAGGGGAAUUUCUAUUUCGAUGUGAAAUUGAACGCGAGGAUUAGGCUGAAGGUUAAGUUUGUGAAGGUGGGGCAUUUUAAGCCUAAGUUUGACUGCAAGGUGAAGCUCCCCGUGCCGCCGGUGAAGGGCGGAUUGCCGGCGGCGAGUUUUGAGAGGACCGAGUGUGAUGUUGACUGGAUCUAAUAGGGGCGUUAUCGAUUUCGUGUUGUAGCAGUCAUUGUUUAUUAUUAGUUAUGAUUUGAUUUUUCUUAUCGUCUUCUUUAAUUUUUUGGUUGAGAUGUCGAGAUUUGGGGCCCUUCUGUAGCUGUACAUUAAAUUAUUAAUGGAAAAGUUAUUGUUUUGUUUA